ACCUCAGGGACAUCGUCGACUCUAGCUCCCAGCUUCACCUUUCACGUCCACGCCGUGCUUGACAAGAAGUUCCGAUUCAACCAAGAACACGACGUGUUUCUUCUGCUUCUGGAGAUGACGAGUAUCCCGCUCACACUGACACAUUUUGUUGGAGUGGGACCGGAAGGAUACCUGAUCGAAGCACAUUUCACCGUUGAAGAGAAGAACCUGCUCAGAGGAGAAUGGCUGCGAUACACGUACGGUGUAAUACAACGACAUAAAGAAAUACAAGAAGCUGCCAUGAGGAACAUUUUCAUUCCUAUCGACUCCAACAUUAAAGAGUUGCACCUCUACGAAGGCCUCAUCAGUCGUCAGGAGGGACAGAGUUUGUGGCAGUCAGGUCUUACCAUGUUAAACUGGAGGAAACCCAAAGGUGAAGUGAUGUCAGAGGCCUGGCAGGCGGCAGCAAGAACUCUACUGAGCAGAAUCUUCCAGAAAUGGUCUCCAUCAGAGCAACAGAGCACUGACACCCUGUGUGAGAACCUGAUGCAUUUUACGACGAGUCUCGGCUUUGCGCAUAUAAGCGUGGUGUACAUGGACAAUUCCCAACCUGCUCAGAUCAAGACGUCAGAGCUGAUUUCAGAGACUCUGGUUCAGAUCUUAAAAGGAGAGCCGUUGGAGAAGGUUCCAGGAAGCUGCAUCAGCACCAGUCCUCUCACUCUGGGCCUCUCUGUUUUCAUCGUUACCAGAAAGUGCAACAUUGACCUCGGAGUCAAAGUCUGGGCUGAGCUGUGCUUCCUGGUUUCCUCUGAGACGGGAACCUUAGACGGGUCGCUCGGUUCUUUCAAGAGUCCACAGCACACCGUGUUGGGUCUGAUAAACCACUGUGCUCAGAGAGGGGUGUCGGAGAUCAUCCUCCUCGUUCCCCUGCUGCUCAGACUCCGGCAGCCAGGAGGCGGAGCAACACAAGUGGGUCCAGCUGUCGAAGAGGAGAACUGGUCGGGCCUCGAGUGCAUCAAUUUCACCAGGUUCAGAGAGUGUUUACAGUUCUCCCCCGACAAACGAAGGAGGACGAUGGAUUUGAUCCAGUCCAGCUUAUCGUCGGCUGAAGCGACAUCUCUGCUCCGGCUGAGCUGGAUUUCCUUGAUCGCCUUCGAGGAUCUUCCUGAAUUCUCGCGGCUGACGGGGAUCGAGUUAGAACAUGUGAUCCAGAGUCUGCUGUACAGACUCCGCUGUGGUGAACACAGGGACAACAACCGAGCACAGGAGAAUGUGAAGAUUGUUCAGAAGGCCUUGACUCACGUCCUGCUGAGGGUCGAUGAGGAGAAGGACAGGAUGAUGGAGUGUGGAAACGUCAGCGCAGCGUUGAUGAGCAGCAUCGGCGUGAUGAGGAGCACCUGCAGGCUCGUGCGACUCGUGCCGUGGUACGAGGCGGCCGUCACAUCCUUCCAGCUCGUGUUGAGACUGGCAGAGGUUCAGGACGCAGCGCUGAAUAAAGAGCCCCAGAAUGAGAAGUUUGAGACCUUAAAGGAGGAACUCCUGGAGAAGCUUCACUCUGUGCAGCAGCAAAUCUGCCAGUGGAGAGAUGAACUUCUGCAAAAACCCACAAUGACACCAUCAAAAUCCCUCACCUACCCGAGGGAGAUCGAGAUGUGGGACUCGCUGUUCAGAGUGGAGUGCUCUGUCGAGGGCGUUUCAUUGCGGUGGACGGCGAGCCUGAAGAACGACCUGAGGAAGAGGUUCUCCACGGCUGCUGAGGAAGAUCAGGUCCUGCUGCUGUGCCUGGACUCAAGCUCGUCGUGUGUCAGGAGAAGCCACACGGCUCUGCAGACGUGUUUGGACGAACUGUGUCGCUCUGUGGUCCGGACAGUCUGUCAGCGAGGACAGGCUGGAGACCUGCUGCGAAGUCUCUCCUCUCGAGUGAAAGACCUCCCGUCUGUUAUUGUGUCUGCGUUUGUCGUGGAAUCCGUGGCGCAGUCCACCGUCGACCCGGUGGCUCAGUUGCUCCACCCACAGUCAGCCAUCAACUUCCUGCUCUCAGACGGUGACUGGGCGUCGAUCCGUGUGGAUGAGGCGGCAGCGGACGUCGUCCACAGCUGUGUGGAUGCAGUGGCGUCUCUGGUGGACUCUCUGCUGCAAGGACAUGUCCCUGUGGGACACCUGACGUCCUGCCUGAAACACAAAGAGCAGUUUAAGAGACUUUACCUGCAGUACCGGAGAAACAGCAAACCUGAAAACGUUCCUGCUGACGGGAACUUGGUUUUGGCUCAAAGAGAAAAGGAUUUCAAGGCUUUCGAGCAGCGGAGGCAGCAGAUGGACUCUCUGAUGAAGAUGAUGGCCAAAGUGACAGGAAGCAUCACAGUUCCUGAGAUGCGGGCUCUUGAGGACCAGCACGGAGCAGAUCUCCAGAGAAUCCGUCUGAACCAACUGGUGCUGCUUCAGUCCAUCGGUGCUGAAGCGCCGCUGAAGACCGCCCCUCCUCCUCAGGUCCUCUGGUACAGAACCAGUCUGAAUGUGUUGAAAAUGGCCACUGAGAUGCAGAAGCUGCGUCACAGCAGCCUGGUCCUCUGCUGGUGGGUCAAAAGAGCCGCGGUGCUGGCGUCAGCGAGGCAGUCGUGCAAUUCGGCGCCAGUCCCCGCCACCCUGACGCAGGUCUGCGAACAAAUCUGGAACCCGCUGCAGACGGACUUCCUCCAGCUUGGUGUCCGAAUAGCAGACGGAGACAUCGCCUUCGAGCAGCUGGACCAGGUUUUGGCAGAGUGUGGCGAGCAGGGCGACGGAGCGCUGGUGAAAAGAGAGCUGAGCCUCAUGUCCCAGCUGCUCUCUGCAGCGGGACGACUCAAACCGGACGAGAACUGGGAGCAGCCGAGACUCGGUCAGAUCCUGGAGUAUCUGCGUCUCCAGCAGGCAGCAGCUGCAGCCUCAGCCAUCCUGGACAUCGCUGACACAAUGAAGCUUUCAGGGAACUUCUCUGAAAUCCAGUCCCUCCGGCAGCUGGAAGACGCCGCGUUUAAGCGCAGACUUCUGGGAUCUCUCGGUGACGACCUGUUCCGUGCCAAACAGCAGCUGUCGUCCGUCACACGGCAGCACACCGUCUGUCUGCAGGAGUUUAUGUGGAGUCAGAUGCUGGUCAACUGGGUCAAAACAAACCUUAAAAACCGCAGCGAUGUGAAGGUUUACGUCGAGUUGGCUUCCAUCUCUGCCGGAGAGAAUGACACGGAGAUCGAUCAGGUGGCCUGUUUCCAUGACGCAGUGAUGGGCUACGCUCCGCUGCUCUACUCCCUCUCCCCUCACGCCGGACUCGAGGAGUUCAUGAAGCGUGCCGGUCAGGUGUGGGACGCCCAGAGCCGAGACGAGAAGCUGCCGGACAAACUGAGAGAGUCGACUCGUCUACUGAGCUGGCUCAAAGCCUUGAAGGAGACUCACGGCUCUGUGGAGCAGUCCUCACUCUCCCUGGCGUCGUCCAUCAACGCCCACGGGGUUUAUCACAUCGCGUGGUCUGAUGAGAACUCAGAGCGGAGAUGUCUUCAGAACAUGGUGCAGGUCACGGUGACGAGAGGCUCAGAGGAGAAGAGCUACAAGCUGGAUGAGCUACUGGAGCUGCAGAACAAACUCAUGCUCAUGUCGUCCAAAGGAGAGCAUGGCAGGGAACAAGUCAACAGGUUCACAGAGGUCUUUGAAGGCGUCCAAAGAAUUGGCAGAAUCCUCCUUCAGAUGCAAAUGUCCGGGAACAUGCUCUUCAGGAAAUGGCGCGCUCAGGUCUGGUGCAGUCCACACCACGCGCCGUGCAUCACAGCCACCUUCAUAUCGCUGCAGAGUAAAGAGAUGGUGUACUGCGGCGAGGUGACGGAGCAGCUGCAGACUCUGGCUCACUUCAUGGACUGUCGUCAGACAGAGUGGUGCUCCUUCAUCAGCGACAUGCGCUCACGGUUCCACCUGCUGAACCACUACACCUCAGAGCAGAUGGUUUACAUGUGCUACUGGAUUCACAAGGUUUGUCGAUGGCAGGUCUCAGUUCCUCAACAGUUAUGGCAUUUACUCUUUCCCAUUAAACCCCAGUGCACUCUCAACGAGAUCAGAGUCGCUAACAGCAGUGCAGAAGAUGUGUCGUCAGAACCCCAUGAAUUAGCAGAUGCUGAGUUUGAUGAUGAAGAUCAGUGUUACGAACCUUCACCAGCUUCAGCGGGACACUCUGAUGAAGGCAUGGAAGAGACUCAAGAUUUGAUGGAGUUUUCUUCUGAUGAAGAUGACUUUGAUGAUCCCAAAGACAACAGUCCAGAAGACCUUUGGAGAUUGUUCAAGAAAGAUGAAUCAAAAUACCUCAAUGAGUACUUGGACAUCUCAAGUCUGGCCCACUUCCUCUGUUGCCUGUCUGAAAUGAACCAGCAAUACAUCGUCAGGAAUCUACCACCGAUUCUCCAGGACGGAAAGCCCAAUCUUCUGUUUUGUCCCAGUGCAGAGGUUUUCACCACUGUCCUAUCUUUCUACACCGAGAGUCCAGAGCAGCCUCUGCCAUCUGCUGAUGAGGUUCUACUCUGCACAGAGGAGACCACAAAGGAGGAGGUAGAGAUCUUUCUGCGCCGAGCCCUUGGCCAAGGCCCAAAACAAAACUGUCAGAAGAUACAUUGUCUGGUCAAUCCAGGGCUGCUGGGAUAUGAUGUCAGUGUGGCCUUGGGAAAGCAUUUUGAGACCCUGGCGAGGAAUGCUAACCCACAUUAUCGUUUGGUAAUCGUGAGUCCAGUUGUGCACCAACACAGAUACGUGCCGUCCUUCUUCAGCAAUGACAAAGUACAGGCUGGUAUGAGUUUAACAUCAGAUACUGCCAGGAAGUACAUCCACCACCACUUCACUCAGGACGCUCUCCAACAAAACCCUGUGGCACUGGUUUCUCCAAAUCAGCUGUCAGUGUGGAUGGUGUCAUCUGAACGCCCUGCAGUUGGAAAAUCCCUGUAUGUGAAUCGGUUGUUUGAGAAGUUUCAGCAGAAAUGUCUCGGCGCCAAACACAUCAGGAUCCGACUGAUUGAGCCAUGUGUUGACGUGGACUGGUUGAUCCAGAUUCUGUCAGAGAAACUGUCUUCCUUGAGAGAUCAGGAUCCUGUGCUUCUGCACAUUGACACUGCGGGUGUUCGUUCUGGACUGGAGGAGCUGCUCUUCCGUCUGUUAGUUCUGGGUUGUUUGAGUGACAGCCUCGGGAUGCUGUGGAGAAGGAACGUGACCCACUUGAUAACUGUUGAGGUCCUGAACACACACAGAUCUUCUCAAACUCGUCCAAAAGAGAUCAGUUUUGGACUUCUGGACAUUCUGCCCACGAUCCACUGUCGACCUCCAAAAGAGGUGAAACAGUUGUUCCAAAACCAACGUGUUUUUAAAAGACAGACAUUCGAUCCACUCAUGGAUGAGGGUGAGUUUUGCAGUGAGGGCAUUCAAAGACCCUACCAAUACCUAAAGCUCUACCACAACCAACAGAAUCUGGAUCAUUUCAAGUAUGAUGAAGGAUCCAGAAUGGGGGAUCCCAAUGAUUGCCUCCAAUACUUCUUGCUCUACUGUGGAAUGAAAGAUCCAUCUUGGGCUGAGCUGAAGAACUUCUCGUGGUUCCUCAAUGUGCAGCUGAAAGACUGUGAGAGCUCAGUUUUCUGUGAUCCAGAUUUUCUGGCUGACCAGCUUCCGGGUUUUAAGGGCUUCAUUGUGAAGUUCAUGAUUCUAAUGGCAAGAGAUUUUGCCUCACCUUCUCUGAACACAUCAGAUGAAAGCCCCAUGCGCUUUGAAAAUAGUGCGGAAGAUGACCUUCUUUCUUGUCUGACGAUUCGAAAGCGUUGGGAAAGUGAGUCUCAUCCAUACAUUUUCUUUAAUGCAGACCGAUUCUCAAUGUCUUUUCUGGGCUUUAAUGUUCAGACACUGCGAAACAAACUCUGUGCAGUUGAUACUCUCAGCAAUAAAGUCCUGAUAGAGGAUGUGAUGUCACAAAGAUUAUUUGAGGAUUUGGAAAGGCAAAGGAUCUCUCUGACCGAGGACUUUAAUCAGUUGCACCGACAAGACAAAAUCAGGAGGAUUUCGUGUGUUGUUGGUGCAAACAAAGGGAUGCAGGAUGACAAAUUUGAUCCAGACCCAACAUAUGAACUCACUGCUGACAAUGUGAUGAAGAUGCUGGCCAUAAACAUGAGAUUUCGAUGCGGAAUUCCAGUUGUCAUCAUGGGCGAGACUGGCUGUGGCAAAACCAGAUUAGUCCGAUUUCUUUGUGCGCUGCAGAGGGAAGAGAAACCAGUUGAAAACAUGGUUCUUGUCAAGGUACACGGUGGCACGACGGCAGAGAUGCUCUACAGAAAAGUAAGGAUGGCAGAGACACUUGCUGAGGAGAACCGCAGAAUGCACAAGCUAGACACCAUUUUGUUCCUAGAUGAAGCCAACACCACAGAGGCUGUUUUUGCCAUCAAGGAAAUCCUGUGUGAUCAAUCAGUGCAAGGGAAGCCCCUGAAAGCUGACAGUGGCUUAAAAAUAAUAGCUGCUUGCAAUCCUUACAGGAAACACUCACCUGAAAUGGUGGAACGACUGGAACGAGCAGGAUUAGGAUACAGGGUGAAAGCAGAUGAAACAGACGACCGUCUCGGCAAAGUCCCACUGAGACAGCUGGUGUACCGAGUUCAGCCUCUGCCACCAAGCAUGGCUUCUUUGGUGUGGGACUUUGGUCAGCUGAGUGAUUUAACUGAACUCUCCUACAUUAAACAGAUUGUCCAAAAGACAGUUGCCGACCAUUCUUUGCCUGUGACUUGCAUGAAGACAAUCUCAAAUGUGUCGGCAGCCUCCCAGAGAUACAUGCGCAGUCGGAAAAAUGAGUGCAGUUUUGUGAGUCUCAGGGACGUGGAAAGGUCUAUGAAAGUGCUAGUCUGGUUUUACCAGCAUAGCAAGGUCCUGUUCAACAACUGCUCCAGUCUCAGUGAGACCUCUAAAACACUGAGGUGCCUGAUUCUUGCAGUUGGUAUCUGCUACUAUCCUUCUCUGGCAUCCAAAGACGAGUACCUUUCUGUAAUUUGUGGGUACUUUCCAGAGCCGCUCUGUUCUUCAGCUGCAUUGCAGGAAGAAAUUUCUUCCUGUCAGGACUUCCUCCUGCAGAACAUACAGACAAGAGAGACGAUAGCCAAAAACCUUGCACUCAAAGAAAAUGUGUUUCUUAUGGUGGUUUGCAUUGAGCUGAAGAUCCCACUCUUUCUGGUUGGUAAACCAGGCAGCUCCAAGUCACUUGCUAAAACAGUGGUUGCUGAUGCCAUGCAGGGCCAGAACUCUCACUGUGAACUUUUCAAGAAACUCAAGCAAGUUCAUAUGGUCUCCUUCCAGUGCAGUCCUCACUCAAGCCCAGAGGGCAUCAUAGCAACAUUCAGGACCUGUGCCCGCUUUCAGAAGGACAAAAACAUGGAAGAAUACGUGUCAGUGGUGGUGCUUGAUGAGAUUGGACUUGCAGAAGAUUCUCCUCAGAUGCCACUGAAGACACUCCAUCCACUUUUGGAGGACGGAUGCAUUGACAAUGACAAGCCAGAUCAACACAUGAAGGUUGGCUUUGUUGGCAUCUCUAACUGGGCUCUUGACCCAGCAAAGAUGAACAGAGGAAUAUUUGUGUCCAGAUGGGAUCCAAGUGAGGAUGAACUUGUGGAAACUGCCAAGGGAAUCUGUUCAUCCUCCAAUCCAAUCCUCCUGAAAAUCACACAUCUCUUCCAACCUUUGGCAAAGGCCUUCUUGAACAUCUGUAAUGAGACCUCGAAGAAUCAGUUUUUUGGUCUAAGGGAUUACUACAGCCUCAUCAAAAUGCUCUUCGCCACAGUCAAAUCCACACAAGAAGAGCCAGACAGUGGACAGUUGGUGGAGGCCAUCUUGUGUAACUUCAGUGGACAGCCAGAUAGUUUUGACCCCAUCAUAUUUUUCCAAGAGGUUUUCCAAAGCCUUGCAGAAAUUCCCAGACCAAGCACCUUGCAAAUGGUGCAAAAGAAUCUUGAUUAUGGCACGAACCACGAGAGCCGUUACCUCCUUUUGCUGACUACUAACAAUGCAGCUCUUCAUAUCCUUCAGCAACAAGUCUUUGCCAAAGGAGACCAUACACAGCCCGAGAUAGUCUUUGGCUCAGGAUUCCCAAAAGACCAGGAAUAUGCACAAAUCUGCCGCAAUGUGAACCGAGUCAAAACAUGCAUGGAAACUGGCCGCACUGUCAUCCUCCUCAACAUGCAAAACCUUUAUGAAAGCCUGUAUGAUGCAUUGAACCAGUACUAUGUUUACCUCAGUAAGCAGCAAUAUGUAGAUCUGGGUCUUGGCUCCCACAGAGUUAAAUGUCGGGUUCACACAAACUUCAGACUUGUGGUCGUGGAGGACCAGAAGAAGGUCUACGAGCAAUUUCCUGUGCCCCUCAUCAACAGACUUGAAAAACACAGGCUGGACAGGAGUACUGAUCUGGAGCCAUGGCAACGCAGGGUUCUUCACAAACUGAGGGAAUGGGUGAAGGAAUUCUCAGGUGAGGCAACGGAGGAUUUUAUGCUGUCUGAGGUUUUUGUUGGCUUUCAUGACGAUGCCUGUGCUAGCGCUCUCUUGCAAGCACUUGAAAGGAGAACACAGGAUGAAAAAAGUGAUCCUCUGGACGAACUCGAGUCAAAUUCUAAUGGACUCAAAGAGGCACCUGGUUUCUUGGGUGCCCCAAUGGACAUAGAUGUUGCUAAGAAAGAGGAUGAGUCAGUGGUAAAGAAUGAUGAAGAAUCCACUGAGAUGUGUGCUGAGGAGACCAAAGUCAUGUCUGAAAGUGAAGAACCGAUGGAGGUAGAAAACAGUAUUGGGACUGGUGAGGAAAAUGAGGAAGAAGAAGUUUUUGAUGUAGCUAAAUGUCUCUUGUUGAACUGUGCUACCCCUGACGCUGUGCUGAGGCUGAAGUAUUCAGCUUUAGCAAACCAGGAGAAAGGGAAACUCCAGAGAGUGUACUUCCAGCAACAGCAUCAUCACUCUCUCAGAGAUUUUCUCGAAGACUGCCUGAACAAGACUCAGGGACCUACCAACUUUCUCGAGAUCACUACGUUCUCCAGCUUGUUAACCAGAUCAGACGUCAAGGUCGUAGCUCAUGCUCUUGGACUGCAAAUGGAGAGGAUCCUCCUGAUCUCGCUCCACCAAUUUGACACUGAAGUUUCCUUCUGCAACACAAUACGAGGUUUUCUCCAAGGUGCAGGUCACUCUCUUAACAUCCUGUUCAUUCAGAUGGACCUUGAGGAAUCGCACUGCAGCGACGCGCUCGUCGCAUCAGCAAAAUAUUGCACCAUGAAUUACUUGACGUCACUGGAGGGUCAGACCUGUUGGGUGAUGUUUAUCGUGAAGGUUUCCAGGAUCCCAAGCCAGUCUCAGUACAUUGGGUUCCAAGGAGGAGUUUGGCAGUCUGUGCACAUUGACGACCUGAGGGAUUCAGCGGACAUGAGUCUGAACCUGUCGGUCUUCUGUGGAACUCUCGUCAGCCACCUGAUCAACCCUGCUCUGUCAGUAGGACAGCAGGACCAUGGAGAAACGACAAGAACAGUAAGAGACUCUCGGACGGACAGCGCGCACCUCCAUGGUGUGUCCUUGGUGAGGUCAUGUCUUCAAAAAGCAGUGGGUUUGCUGAGGGACCCCAGUGGUGUGACAUCCCGAAGCAUGCAGCGGAUUAACAUCCUUCUGAGUCUUCUGGGAACUGGUCAAGGUCAAACAGGAGUCGACUUCCAGACGGUGAUCAUGAGCAGACUGGCUGAGGUUCUGGCUCAGAGAGAAGAACUGAUGUUCUCACCGAAGGAGUGGGUGAACAGGGAAGCCAAGAAACGAGCGGCUCUGCAGGAGGCGGGAACUCUGAGACACACUCUAUGGCGCUGUCUUCAGUCCACCGUGAUCCCGAUCCUGGUCAGUAUGUUAGAAGUCAUGGACCGCUACGCCAAUCUGGACCUGCUCUGUGACCAGAGACUGAGCCGUGGUCUGGUCUCACUGUGGCUGGACAUCAUGGCAGACCCGCAGGUCUUAGACCUGAAACCUCACCACAAAUCAAGUGAGUCGGACCAGGAGGUGCUUGUGCAGCAUCACUUUAUGUUGGACGACCAAGAACAGCCCUGCUCUGCCCCCUUCAGCUGGCUCAUCAGAAUGCACCUGGAAAGCCUGUGGGAGGAGUCUGAGUUUAUACAAGCAACUACAGAGGACGGCACAGAACGGAUUGUCCAGUUCGUGAGCUCCUUCAACAGCAGCAGACUCGCCGUUCACCUGCAGAAGCUCUCGGACCAGGAGCACUCAGAGUUUGCUCGUCUCUACCUUCAAGACUUCCUGCUUCUUUCUCUGAAGAUCAAGUCAAAGCAGGAGCUCAGGGUGUUGUCCCGGGCCGUGCUGGGCGGCGUGGCGGAGCUUCAGACGUGCGCCGGCGCCGCCCCUGACCUCUCGCCUGCCUGGAUCACGGCCACCGCCAAACACUUUGCCUGCAGGUUGGAAACUCUGUGCCACAUGUUCCAGCUGCAGCCUCAGCUGCCUGCUGACGUCCUGCAGAAGAGGCCAAAGACGGAGCCGCAGGAAAUGGUGGAGGACAUCGUAGCUCUGGGUGUGUGCGUGGAGCAGACGAAGCUGCUGACCGUGGCGUCGCUGCAGGAUUGCGAGGCGUUCGUGCGGCGCGUGGAGUUCCUGCAGCCGUGUCUCGACGGAGCGUUCGGUCAGAAAUACAGAAACGUCUGCGGUCCGAGCAGCCGGCAACACCUGGACUCCAUCAGGACGCUGUGGGACGGGAUGCUGGUCGUCGCGUCUUUCGUCCAACACGUGGUUUUUAACGGACGACAUGAGAACGACCUGCGUUUACAGGAAGUGACUCUGAGACACUGCAACCUUCACCUGAACCUGAUGCAGGGGGCGUCCGACAUGCGCAGCGUGGACACGCUGCAGCAGCUGAUCCGUGUCCUCAACUCUCUCCACAGCGAGUGCAUCAGCCGGGACCUGAGGUUCGGCAUUUCCUGUCCAGUUUGCUUGCUGGAGCUCAGAGAGCCGUCCGUCCUGCCGUGUCAGCAUGUCUUCUGUCUGCCGUGUCUGCAGCUCUGCCUCCAGCCUCACAGACGCUCCUGUCCGCAGUGUAGAGCAGAUCUGCCGCAGGAUUUCACCCCCACUGUUUCUGACGCCAUCAAGUCGUCCCUGCAGCAGCACACUGCCAUCAGGACCUGCUGUAACUCCUUCUUCCUGGAGGUGGUGUCGCGCUUCUGUCUGUCCGAGGGCCGGCAGCCUGAAGAGGGCGUGGUCACGCUCCUCUUCUCUUUACUCGUCUCCACUCACGGAGGCGUGUACAGGACCAGAGACCUCACCCCCUUCCUGGAGUGUGUGGACAACAGUCCAGUGGUCAGAUCUGUGCUCCCCAAACUCCUGCUGCAGUACAGUUUUGACCAGGCAAAAGCUCACAUUGAGACCUACAUGAAGAACCUGGAGGAGAACCUUCUGGACUGUGAAGACCUCACUGAGCUCUACCUGCUGUUUGUCAACUGUCUCCAGGAUUCCCUGCUGUGUUCGGGAGCGAGAGAAGUGAACGACAGCGGGGAACAACGGAGGCGAGGAGAUGCACGGUUCUUGAGCCGGAUCGCCAGGAAACAGGCUCCAGACCGACGGGAGGAACCGGCUGAGUUCCUGCUCAGUGUAGCCAGACUGAGAAUCUGCAUGAACACAGCGGCUCGCAUCCUGGAUAAAGUCUCCGCCGGAGGUAGAAGUGAGGAGGCGGAGUCUGAGUUCCUGCUGCAGGUGAAGGCGGUGUGUGAGUACUGUGCUAACGACUGGCACAGGGUUUACCUGCUGCGAGCUCUGCACAGACUCUCGGGUCUGGACUGCAUUCUGUCUCUGAUGAACAGCCCGGCGUGGACGUGGCUUUUCCCCGCGGAGCUCAUCCGCCUUCAGUCACAGACGAGGACUCUGACUGUGGACCAGUUCCUCUGCUGUGGCCUCAAGUACCGCGCGGUCAGAGACGCCGUGACCCAGGUUCUGCUGGAGGACAGGCCGGACACAUUCAGGACAGAACUGCAGAAGCUCCGUUCUUCUCAGAUCGGCCUCGUGGCUCUGGCUCUGUUCCGAAACAUCACCUGCCUCUACAAGUCACCUGACGUCAGGACACGCCCCUCCACACAAGAUACAGUGAGGCUGGAGCGGCUCCUCACAGACCUCGGCUCUGCAGAGUUCAGGAGGUUCUGCUCGUCUCUGCUGGUGAAUCAGAUCGGUGGCGCGGGCUCGUGUCUCCACGUGAGCGAGAAUCUGCCGCCGCAGAGACAGACUGUCCUGGAGCUGCUGGUGCACCUGGACUCGGUUCUGUUCAGUGGGAAUCUGUUACUGGCUCCUCUCCAUCAGAUCGCCUCGCAGCCUCAGAACGUCACGAAUUCAUUUCUGCCGACGAUGCCUGACGACCACAACACUGAGGCCCUGCGGUGGCUGAGCAGAGAGAAGAAACUCCGCACAUACACCUGUGCUAACGGACACCUUUGCUUUGUGGGAGAGUGUGGUCGACCGGUGGUUGUGUCCAGAUGUGUGGACUGUGGACUUCCUGUUGGUGGAGAAAAACAUGCGCCCGUCGUUGGGUUUACUGAACAAACACAUAUGAGGGAUCAGACUCGUGCUGGACACGUGUUAGGAGGCGCGGGUCGUAGGUCAGACGCUCCGGAGCGACAGAUGACCUCGGCUCAGUCCUGUGUCCUGCGGCUGCUCACACACCUCGCCAUGCUUCAGGGCGCCGUCACCAAUCAGAGGGGAGUUGAAGACAUGAUCCACUCCGACAAACCGACCGAUGUUUUCAGCUUCCUGUGGAAACACCUGGAGAAGGACAUGAACGUGCUGGGACAGACUCUGAACCAGAACUUGGACAACACGGCCGUUACAGUCCAUAUGGUUCUGAGUGUCUGCACAGAGUUCACUGAAGGAACCCGCAGAGCGAGACCGGAUCUGUCUUCCAGACAGGGACGGCAGCAGUGGGAGAAGCUCGUCUGCGACUCUGCCAUCAACCCUGUGCUUCAAGACUUGCAGAAGCUUGUGUGUGAAGCUCAGGACAGAAUCGGCGCAGAUGUGGGACUGGCUCACAGCCCGCUGAUGACCCUCCUGUACAAGGACCCCGGGAACAUGUUGUCUCUGCCGUCCGACUGCCCGACACGUCGCUCCUCCUUCUGGACUCCUCCUGAGAUCAUGACGGUGGAGAGGUUCUCUCAGCUGGUGGGAGAAGCACAGGGACGCAGCUCGUUACCGCUGCUUGUCUUGUUCCUCAAGAAGAUGAACUGUGUGCGACAGUUACGUCAUCUCCCUGAACUGGCCGCUCUACAGUUGGACCUGCUGAGGGUGUUUCCUGUGACGCCGUCUCACUCUCAGAGCAUCGCUCACAUGUUACAGCAGAUACCAGCAGGUCAUCAGAAGAAGCUGCUGCUGGACAGAGUGCAGAGGUUCCUCACAGUGUGGAACAGCCUCAGAGCCGAGGUUUCUAACAACUCAGAUUUGGGUGUGGAUGUAAAGUUGUGUGAGAAGGAGAUCACGACAGAGAGCUCCGGAGAAUUUCUGACACCGUCCCGACGUGGACCAGGGUCGUGUCUCCGGACGCUAGUGGACUUCCUGUCGGAGACUCAUAACAGUCUGGUGAGAGAGACCCGGAGAGUGAGCCACCAAGAGGACAGGGAAUUCAGUGUUUCACUGGAGAGUGUGUCAGAGACCCAGCUGACCCUCUGCAACCCAGAGAGGGAGCUGCUCCCUUUGGUUUUAGCUCACUGUCACUACACCUUGAAGAAAGGCCAGGAGAUGGACAACAGCUACGAUCUGCAGGGAAUUCAGACUCAGCUGGUCCGCUGCUUCCUUGCCGGGAAACCACUCAUCAAGACGGACAACUCGAGGUACCUCAACAGACACCUGCAGGAUUUCUCCGUGGUUCUGUCUGAAGUCCGAGGGAAGAUCCACCAGGUGCCACUGAAGGGUUCGCUGUGCGGCGCCGUGAGAACAGUUCUGCGCUCGUAUACGGACGUCUGCGACGCCGUGUUCAUGCUGGAGAUCGCCCUUCGCUUCCUCGGCAAGACGGGCGGCGACCCUCGGAGUCAGCUGUUGUCCUUUCUCACCGACUCGCUGCAGAUGCGCUCACAGAUUUCCAGCACCGUAGCCAAGGGUUUUGCAGAGAGCAAACUGGAACACUGUAUUUUCACCUGGCAGCUCCUGACGAGCUGGAAAUCUGAACUAAUGCUGAACAGAAAACAGGAUCCAUUUCAGAAACUGCCCUCAAAGUUCCAGCAGAAGAUGUCGGAGGACGAUCGGCGGGACCUGAAGGUUUUUCUCGCCGUCACAGACGUGGAGACGUUUACGCUGGAGCUUCAUGAGAUUCUGCUGCUGAAGACAAGCGACGCUACGGCCAAUGGCGAUUACCACGGUUACCACGCUCAAUGGGACAUCUGCUCCACCUUAGAGCUCCACAUGGAGCAGAAGAACCUUCCACCUCAGCCCGGGCUGAACUCGUUUCCUGGGAACAUCACAGUGGGACAGGCAGCGGACGUGUGGAGGACAGCGGUGGACUUUAAAAGACGAUAGAAUGUUUGCACUCCGCUCUUCUGCAAAGUCAUCGACCGCUCAGUCGAUGACAAACAGUUUGAGUGUUUCUGUGAUUUCAGCCACUAAUGUUCUGGAUUCUUCGCUCCUUUAUCGUCUUAUAGGCGUCACCAUCUCACAUAAACGUCACAAAAUUCAUCCUGAUCUGUGAAGAUGUCGCAGAGAUUUCGGAUCAAUCCCAUUUUAAAUGGCCGCCUAAAUCAGAUCUGGAUGAAACUUGAUAGGAUGGUAGAGGGUCUGAUCGUGCAUUACAUUACGUGUCAUUUAGCAGACGCUUUUAUCCAACGCGACUACAAGGGAAUUGAGUACAACCUGCCAGGGGUGGAGUUGAACUUGGGACCAUGAAGUCUUUUGCACACAGGGUCUUAACCACUGAGCUAACCCACCCCAAGUUUCGUCAAAGUCUGAUGAGGUUUGACAGAGAUGUUUGAGUUUGAUUUUACAGUUCUGCCCAUAAAAAAGAACUUUUUCUGAUUUUUGAAAGUUUGAUUGACAGUUGUCGCUCCAUUCUUAAAGUUGAACAAGUUGAACAGCUAUAAAUAAACUGCAGACAGGAAGUGAAUUAAAACCUGUGCAAAGACUUUACAGGUCAAAUUUUAGAGCCAAAAAAAUGCUGGAUAUUUAUUAUUCAUUCAUUCAUUUUCUGUUAAAAUAAUAAAAUAUUCUUACAAUUUU
Solea solea (common sole) is the source of this 15204-nucleotide messenger RNA. It is a transcript of the gene rnf213b, whose product is annotated as ring finger protein 213b. NCBI's taxonomy places the organism in Eukaryota, Metazoa, Chordata, Actinopteri, Pleuronectiformes, Soleidae. Gene Ontology annotation, biological process: negative regulation of non-canonical Wnt signaling pathway; sprouting angiogenesis; ubiquitin-dependent protein catabolic process. Gene Ontology annotation, molecular function: ATP hydrolysis activity; ubiquitin-protein transferase activity; metal ion binding. Gene Ontology annotation, cellular component: nucleolus; cytosol; membrane. The coding region runs from base 115 to 14511 and encodes 4798 amino acids. The record is from RefSeq and is a predicted model, not a curated record. The transcript is spliced from 62 exons.